This is a messenger RNA of Zootoca vivipara (common lizard), 5556 nucleotides long. NCBI's taxonomy places the organism in Eukaryota, Metazoa, Chordata, Lepidosauria, Squamata, Lacertidae. The record is from RefSeq and is a predicted model, not a curated record.
CUCAUCCACAAAGCCUUCCGCAAAGACGAGGCAGAACUUUCAUGCCAGUCACCAGCACCAUGGAGCGGCUCCUGGGAUAUUCUUUCUGCCUCUUCCUGAUCCUGUCACCUUUAUGUAGCACAGGGCACCAUAUUCAAAGCCACAUGCCUUCUCACGAGCUCAUCAUUUCCAGUUUCUUGGUGCGCUCAACCAUUGUGUCUCGCUAUGCCUCCACCCAGGUGUGGACUUUCAUGACCAACCCACACGCAGAGGCAAAAGAAGCUUUCUUUGAUCUGGACCUGCCCAGUUCGGCCUUCAUCUCCAACUUUACCAUGACCAUUAAUGAGAAAAUCUAUGUGGCUGAGGUGAAGGAGAAGCACCAGGCAAAGAAGAUGUAUGAUGAAGCCCGCAGGCAGGGAAAGACAGCAGCUCAUGUUGGCACCAAGGACCGAGAAACGGAAAAAUUCAGGGUGUCGGCCAGCGUGGAGGCAGGGGGCAAGGUGACCUUUGAGCUGACUUACGAAGAGCUGCUGCAGCGCCAUUUGGGCAAGUACCAGCAUGCCAUCAGCAUCCGGCCCCAUCAGGUGGUAAGGAACCUCAGCGUGGAGGUGAGCAUCUCUGAGCGCACCGGCAUCAGCUACGUCCAUGUACUGCCACUCCGCACGAGCCGACUGCUGACCAACACCCUUCGAGGUGAUGCUGAUGUGCCACCAUCUACUCGGGUGGAGAAAGGAACACACUGUGCUUGGAUUGUUUUCACCCCAACCCCGCAAGAGCAGGCGGAGUUCUCCAGCUCAGGAAUCAUGGGUGAUUUUGUGGUUCAGUAUGACGUGACCAUGCCGGAUGUUGCAGGAGACGUGCAGAUCUACAAUGGCUACUUUGUCCACUUCUUUGCCCCGAGGGGCUUGCCCCCUGUACAGAAGGACGUGGUGUUUGUUAUCGAUGUCAGUGGCUCCAUGUAUGGCACCAAGAUGAAACAGACCAAAAAGGCCAUGCAUGUCAUCCUGAGCGACCUCCACCAAGAUGACUACUUCAACAUUGUUACUUUCUCGGACGCUGUGAAUGUGUGGAUGCCCAGCCAUUCCAUCCAAGCUACUCCUCAGAAUAUCCGGAAGGCCAAGGACUAUGUCAGCAAGAUGGAAGCAGACGGAUGGACUGAUAUCAACGCAGCUCUGCUUGCUGCCGCCUCCGUCUUCAACCGGAGCUCUCCAGCAGCGGGGAAAGUUGUGAAGGAACAGAGAAUCCCCCUGAUCAUCUUCCUGACAGAUGGCGAGCCCACCUCAGGCGUGACAGCUGGCAGCCGCAUUCUCUCCAACGCUCAGCAGGCUCUGAAAGGCACCACCUCGCUUUUCGGCCUGGCUUUCGGUGACGAUGCGGACUACGGGCUGCUGAGGCGCCUGUCGCUAGAGAACCGCGGCGUCGCUCGGCGCAUCUACGAGGAAGCCGAUGCCACUUUGCAGCUGAAGGGUUUCUACGACGAGAUCGCCAGCCCUUUGCUGUAUGAUGUGGAGCUGGCCUACCUGGACGGGGUGGCACAAGACCUCACCCAGAACCUGUUCCCCAACUAUUUCCUGGGCUCCGAGCUGGUUGUGGCUGGGCGGGUGAAGCCAGGGGCAUCAGAGCUGCGGGUACGCACCACGGGGCAUGGCCAGGAGGGCCCGCUGAGCCAGGAAAACGACAUCUCUGCCAACACCACUGAAGCUGCUCCCUUUGGCUGCUUUGGGGAUGCCAACAAGAUCAGUCGCUUUGUGCAGAGGCUUUGGGCCUACUUCACCAUUCAGGACCUGCUGCAGGCCCGGUUCCGAGCCAAUGACACAGCCGCCCGCCGCCUGCUGACUGAAAAGGCCACCAACCUGUCACUCAAGUACAACUUUGUCACCCCCGUCACCUCCCUGAUUGUGGUGCGGCCAGAUGAGGACAGAGAGAAGGGCCGGCCACCCAAAGCUACUACCAGCCCUCCUGGGGUGACCGGAGCGCUCAAGGCCACCCCCACAACUUUGGGGGUUUCUGCUUCAUCGGGGCUAUCUAAAGUGGCGAAAGCCACACCUACCCUUGGAGCAACCAGCGUCCCCAUGGUUGCAAAAUCCCCAAAGGCCACAGCAAGGCCAGGAUCUGCUCCCACUCCCCUGGUCCCAGUGGCAGCAGCUAGAGUUACUAAAGCAGCCAGAGUCACGUCCCCACCAUUUGCUGCCAUUACUGCUGUCACUCCCGCCACUGCCUUCAUUUCCCCAGUGCCUCCUGCUCCCGGUUACACCAAAACUGCCAAAGCUGCCACACCAGUUCCAGGAGUGACUGCCUUGUCUCUGACUCCUGCUGUCAUUCGUGGGUCUGCUAAACCACCCAGAGCCACAGCCUCCCCAAGGGGAACCAAGCCGCCCAUCAAACCCUCAAAGCCCAGCUCCACCAGAGCUGGGAGGCUUAAGGUCACGCUUCAGCCACACUCUGUUUUGGAGACUAGAGGAACAGCUGUUUCCAAGGUCCUGGUAGGGACCGCCAGCACAGGGCACGGCAGGCCUCCCACGACAGUGCACCCGCCUGGCAGUGCCAAGGUCCUAGGGGGUCACUCCAGUUCCUGGGAGCAGCAGGAGACGACACCAAACCCUGUCAACGAGCACCACAUGCCUACCAGCUGGCAGGCAAGUACUGCCAAGGUGGAGUCAGGGAACGUUCCCUGGAGUAAGACAACAACUCCCAAAGGUGGGGCAGCCACAGAGAUGCACACUGACAAGCCCCCAUGGGAUAGUACCAUCCCAGCUACAUCCUUAGUGACUCUGGGAGCAGAGUUGGAGAGUAAAAGCAGGAUUCCUGGUAGCACCACCUCUGCGCCAGACAUCAGCCUCCUCCUGCUGCCUGGGGAGUCCGAGCUACGCUCAGCCACCGACCAGGACACAGAAUAUGUGGAGUCAUUGAACCCGCCGGCUGUGUAUAGUUUCGUGACACCCCGGGGACAUGCAGGAACUCUGGAUUAUGAAGACUAUUCAGACUUCUUAGAAGAACCGGAUGGUGAUUCAGGCUCCUUGGUAGGUUCAUCUGACCCUGGCUUCUUCACUUUUUCCUCCUGGGUGGAUGGAGACCCUCACUUUGUAGUAAGGUUGCCACAUUCACUGGGGAACCUGUGCUUUACUCUGGAUGGAUGCUCAGGUGAUGUCCUGCGCUUGGUGAGCGACCCUGCAACAGGGUUGUCUGUCAACGGGCACCUAAUGGGGGCCCCUUUCAGGCCAGGUCACGAGGAGCGUCCCCGCACCUACUUUGAUGCCAUAACCAUGGUAGUGGAACACCCUCGAGUUGGCUAUGUGGUCAACGUAACACGGAAGGGCAUCACGCUCCACGGUGAAGGUGAGCUGGUGUUGCCCUUUGCCCAGCGGGCUGUAAUCCACAAGCCCCAGCUGGCAAUUUCUGUGUGGCCUGAAGCCAACGUCACCGUAUGGAUUGGUCACGAAGUGCAGUUCCUGGUUCUCCUGCAUCGCUACAGUCACCCCAUGGCUCUGCAGCGGGAUCAUCUCGGCUUCUAUGUGGUGAACAGCAAGGGGCUGUCCGCUUCAGCAAGUGGCUUGCUAGGCCAGUUUCAGAGGGACACCAUCAGGCUCUCCCCAGCCCCCACCGAAGGGGAGAGAGCGGCAUGGAUGUGGAGGGGCUCUAACAAAGCCCUAGUCACCGAGGUCACCAAAAUACUGAAGGAUUCAUCCUGGAGGGCACAUGAGGCACCAUGCUGGCUGCUGAAACGCAAGGAUGUGGAGGGGCUGCUGGGGGCUCCCUACAGCUCCUACGUAACCUCCGACCUGCUGGAAUUGUGAGCCAACCAUCUUUCACUCAACUGGGGUAGCAAGCGACAAGUCUAGGACUUUCCCAAUUCCCAACCUCCUGCCCCCCCCCCAUCCUUACGUGACCGGGAUGGUGUGGAAAAGGAGGGAGAGCCUGUUGUCUCCCUUCCAUGACCUUUGCAGUAGAUUCUGGGGGAUGGAGGCAGGAUAAUUUUAAAAAAAUGUCUUGCACAGUGCAGACAUGUUUACAUUUAUGCCCUCAUUACACUGUUUUAUUAACUUCAUAUAGAAAAGGACAGUGGAUUUAUCACAAAGGUCUCCUCGUGUGUGUGCAGGGAAUCCUGAAUGGGUAACUCAUUCCACAGGAAAGGCUGUGUAAAUUUUCAACAUCAUCAUCCUUGAUGCUGGGAGGAUAUUCACUUUUUCUCUCCCCUUCCCCCACAAACUUUCCAACAGAUAUUUGGCCCUCCAAAACCCCGAACUGUUAAAAAACAGCAACACAGUCAAAGGUAGAUUCAGCAGCAGACUGAAGCCUGCCUUACUUGGCCUAUGAAGCACAAGGACUUCCUGUCCUUUUUGCAAUAGUUGCCUAUUCCAGCAAAUGCACUGCAUCUUUUCAACACUAGCACACUAUUGGAAUAGAUCUGCAGGAGAGCCACUUACCAGUGGUGGGUUCAGAAACCUUGAUGCCCAUUGGUGCAAAGUGGAGACAAACCAGCUAGCAGAUAGGCAGAAUUCUGCUGUGUGCUUAAUGUGGUUAUUUUAAAGUCCUGCAAAGAACCAUCCCUUUUCUUUGGACCAUUUUGGCCAGAAGUGUGGCACCAUUAAGUCUUGAGAACUGAUCUGUGAAAAGGAGAGUUCAGUUCCAGGAUGAAGACGAGGAGUCAACUCUGAGAACAACCCAUGCAAGAUGCAAACCUCUCUUCUAACCAACAGCAAUCCAUUCAGAGCCACAGAACAGCAGAGGAGAGCAACCCAUUCAGGACACUCUCCGCCACUGAUGGAGAAUGGGCAUCAGGUUGUUCAAUAGUUAACAGGAAAGGGGGUGCUGCUGACUGUUUUAAGGUGGCCCUUCUCACCCCUGUACCUUGGAAGCAACAAGUCAGGGAGCCCACUAGGCUGUGCCAAUUUAUUCUGCAUUUUAAUCCCUUAAAUGACAUGUCAAUCCCUCCACUAACUAUGAUGAGCCCCACUUCUGUCCCAACUUUCCCUUUGCACUAAAGGCCCAAACCAGAAGCAAACAAGGCAGCAGUGGGGCCAGUAGGGCAGCAGAACCAAGAAAAUGGGUGUGAGGGAUUUAAAUUGCAUCAGCCUGGUCUCUGCACAGGAAUGGCUAGAAGUCCUCUUCCAUUCUCGCCCCCAUAAAAUUUCCGAUUAGACCCCAACAAUGUGAUAGCACAGACAACAGCAAAGAGGCAACCCCCGCCCCCCUCUAAUCACUCUAGGAGCCCAAUGUCUCCCCGUGAUGCUGUUACAUUACAUACAUUCAUUUUUUAUUUGUUGGCUUUAUGUUCAGAAAGGCUGCCCCUGAAUAUUGCAGCCAAGAGCCUCUUUCCCAGAAGUCUGAGACCAGCUCUGGCAAGACAACGUUCUCUUUUCACGUGUUAAAUUGUAUUUUACAAUUCAUACAAUAAAACGUAAAUGACUGUUGAGGAAUAGCUGAAUGGUACCCAGAGUCUGGACCACUGCUUGGCAUGAAGUAAGACUGCACCUGCAGCAAGCCACUUGCAAAGGUCUAUGUUACUCACUGCAUAACCCUCAAAAAUACAACAUCAAAUGCAAAAGGAUCAGCCUACUGCUUCUACGCAAAAGGGAC